Messenger RNA from Cladocopium goreaui, 1092 nucleotides. NCBI's taxonomy places the organism in Eukaryota, Dinophyceae, Suessiales, Symbiodiniaceae. The record is from the annotation of a GenBank genome assembly.
UGCAGGUAGUAGUCAGUAGGCAGUUAUUUUUGGCACUUUCGAUGCAAGGUCAAGAUCCAGAAGCUCAGAAUGCAGUCUCCAUCCUUCAGGAGUACAUUCAAAGUUGCUCUGACUUCCCACCACAUUCUCGAAUUCUGAUGUGGAACUUCGAGAAGCGUUUACAAGAAGAUUCGUUGUUGCAGUUCUGCGCCACAGUAUCUUUCGUCUUCAAGCAGGUGCCACACUUCUUUUGCGGCAGCUGGCAGACGUCCAAGAAAAAGGCUCAGAGGGAUACCGCUGAAAGAGUGCGACGCUACAUGAUGAAGCAAGGCGAAAACAUUCCGGAUGUGGACGCAGGAGGAAUUAGACCUCAAGCUGAUUCAGCUCUGGUUUUGGAGGACGCUGUGCGCGAGGAGCUCUUUAGCUUGCGUGAACAUUCUACGAGCAGGUGUCAGACGCAUGUGAAGACCGAGGUGGAGGAGCGUUUGGCUCAGAACAUCAAGGAAUUUCGCAUGAUCUUGCUCCUCUGUAUCAACUCAGUGCCGCAUCACUUUGCAGGCGCUUGGUGUACGUCUGUCCCUGCUGCCACUUCGGAUGCUUGUGAUCGGGUGCUGUGGUACUUUGGCGUAGGUGAAUCUUCAGCGUUCCAUGGUUCGCUGAACACAGCUGGGAGAGCAGCUGAACAGUCACCACCACAUCAGCUAGUUCAGAGCAAGGCGGAGGUGCAAAGAGACAACAAGGAUUUGGAUGACUGCAGCCCGGGAGGUGCCUCCUUGGCUGAGCGACCGCCUGUCGAGGAGAAGACGAUCCUCAUGCAGGUUCAGAACACUUUGCAGAAGACCUUCGCGAAGGACACUGCAGCUGGAGAGAAAGUUUGGGUUUGGACCUACAACGCUUCCAAAGAUGAUCCACAAGUGUUUCGUGCAGUCGCAGAGGUACCAUCCUUGGGACGUACCUUUGAGGGUGAUUGGUGCAGAGGGAAGAAACUGGCCCAAAGGAAUGCCUGCCUUGCAGUGAAAGCAUAUCUAGAUUCACUUCAAUGUGAAUCGUAGGCCAGUGAGGCCCAGCCAAAACGGACAGCCAAGUUUUACACAUGGAAUUGAGGCAUUUACC